Molecule: messenger RNA, 1857 nt
Organism: Trichoderma citrinoviride
Lineage: Eukaryota; Fungi; Ascomycota; Sordariomycetes; Hypocreales; Hypocreaceae
Product: WD40 repeat-like protein
Exons: 3
Coding region: 1-1857 (618 amino acids)
Cellular component (GO): mRNA cleavage and polyadenylation specificity factor complex
Molecular function (GO): protein binding
Source: RefSeq, a predicted model, not a curated record
AUGGCCUAUGAGCCUCGUGGUGAUCAUGGCGAUCGAGGGGGUGGCCAGGGCCAAGAUGGCUCAUACAUGAAGGUCCGGGGUCGAAGACCUGUGACGGACUACAGCGCCAGUGUUCUUCACUGGAUGCGAGACCGCGCUCCCAAUUACAGAGGUGGCUACACUGGUGAAAGAGAACGGCCAAGCGCGAGCUACAUUGUGGAUAUGAUUCCACCAGCAGGGCGACCUGUAUUCCCAGCCGAUUCUAUCCCGGCCAAACACCUUCACUCUUCACUGAACAAGAUCAAGCAUCCCAUCAAUGUGGUCCGAUGGACUCCCGAGGGACGCAGACUGCUGACAGCGUCGACAAGCGGCGAAUUCACCCUUUGGAACGGUACCGGCUUCAACUUUGAGACGAUAAUGCAAGCUCACGAUUCUGCCAUCCGCGCCCUGGAGUAUUCGCAUAGCGACGACUGGCUCAUCUCUGGCGACCACGAUGGUGUCAUCAAGUACUGGCAGCCAAACUUCAACAAUGUCAAGAGCAUCAAUGCUCACACAGAUCCCAUCCGAGACCUUGCGUUUAGCCCCAAUGACUCCAAAUUCGUCACCGCCUCGGACGACUCUACUCUCAAGAUCUUCGACUUCGCUCUUGGUCAGGAGGAGCUGAAGCUCGAAGGCCACGGCUGGGAUGCCAAGUCUGUUGACUGGCACCCAACAAAAGGCCUCAUCAUCUCCGGUUCCAAGGACCACCUGGUCAAGCUUUGGGACCCUCGUACAGCGCGGGCCCUGACCACUCUCCAUGGCCACAAGAGUACCAUUACCAAAGUCUUGUUCGAGAAGAAGCUCGGCCGGUGCUUUGCCACGUCGGCACGCGACCAGACGGCCCGUGUCUUUGACCUGCGAAUGAUGCGAGACAUUGUGCUCCUCAAGGGCCACGAGAAGGAUAUAUCCACCUUGACAUUCCACCCCAUUCACGCCAAUCUCCUCUCCACUGGCGGCAUGGACGGAUCCCUCCACCACUAUCUGCUGGACACGCCCAAUCCUCCAGCUGGUCAACCUUUGACAGUUGCCCCUUACGACAGUCUCGAUCCAGAAUCGACCCCGGCUCAGUCAGUUUGGCCUACGCACAAGGUCCCUUUCGCACAUGACUACGCCAUCUGGUCGCUGGACUGGCACCCCCUGGGCCAUAUCUUGGCAUCUGGCUCCAACGACCGCAUCACCCGCUUCUGGGGCCGUGCCCGGCCUGGCGAGACCGAGAUAUUCCAAGACCGGUACCACAUUGGCGAGGCAGCUGCCGAAGCACAAGGCACGUGGGAUCGUCGUGGCAACCGCCGCCAACGCCAGGAAGAAGAGCAGCGCGAGUUGGAGGACGAGAUGGACGCUCUUGUGGACCAGGAUGCCCAGAAGCCGGCUGUUCCAGGCUUGACUGGUGGUAUUCCUGGUCUACCUUUAGGUGGCGGUGCUGUUCCUGGCCUCGGUUCGAGCAUUCCGCCGCCACCCAUUGUACCCGGGGUCGGUGUUGGAUCAGGAGCUCCUCCGCCUCCGCCUCCACCACCGCCCUUUGGCAUUCCUGGCUUCAACGGGGCACCACCUCCUCCGCUGCCUGGCUUGGACCCUCACAACCCUCCCGACCCGGCGAAGCUCCUCGAGUUGAUGCAGCAGGCCGGCGUGCCAAUACCGCCCCCGGGCUCUCUUCCUCCCGGCCUGAUCCCACCACCAGGGGGCAUUCCUCCGCCGCCAGGCAACUUCCAGCUUCCCAUCCCUCCCCCACUGAUGAACCCUGCCGACAUGGAGGCAAACCGCCGACGCGCCCCUCUCCCAAGCCAGGAGGAGAGUCUCCGCCAGGAGCAGCGGCAUGGAAAAUAUACUCGUGCCCGAUAG